Molecule: messenger RNA, 3972 nt
Organism: Hyaena hyaena (striped hyena)
Lineage: Eukaryota; Metazoa; Chordata; Mammalia; Carnivora; Hyaenidae
Gene: FHOD1
Product: formin homology 2 domain containing 1
Exons: 21
Coding region: 111-3740 (1209 amino acids)
Biological process (GO): cortical actin cytoskeleton organization; actin filament network formation
Cellular component (GO): cytoskeleton; cytoplasm
Molecular function (GO): actin filament binding
Source: RefSeq, a predicted model, not a curated record
UCAACAGCGUCCGGUCCGGCCCGGCCCAGACAGCCGAGCUACUUUUGUAGAAGCCGCCGCGGGGUUGGGAUCCUCCCGGAGGCGCACGGCGUGAAGCCAGUGACAGAACCAUGGCGGGCGAAGAAGACCGCGGAGAUGGGGACCCGGUAUCAGUGGUGACCGUGCGGGUGCAGUACUUGGAGGACACCGACCCCUUCGCAUGUGCCAACUUCCCGGAGCCGCGCCGAGCCCCCACCUGUAGCCUGGACGGGUCGCUGCCCCUGAGUGCACAGAUACCCAAGCUGCAUCGCCUAUUGGCGGCGCCGCUGAAGCUGGAGGACUGCGCCCUACAAGUGUCUCCCUCUGGAUACUACCUGGACCCUGAGCUGUCUCUGGAAGAGCAGCGGGAGAUGCUGGAGGGCUUCUAUGAAGAGAUCAGCAAAGGGCGAAAGCCUACACUUAUUCUGCGUACUCAACUCUCCGUGAGGGUCAAUGCCAUCUUGGAAAAGUUGUAUGGCUCCAGUGGCCCUGAGCUCCGCCGUUCCCUCUUCUCACUAAAGCAGAUCUUCCAGGAGGACAAGGACCUGGUGCCUGAAUUUGUGCACUCAGAGGGGCUGAGUUGCCUGAUCCGCGUGGGUGCUGCUGCCGACCACAACUAUCAGAGCUACAUCCUCCGAGCACUAGGCCAGCUGAUGCUUUUUGUGGAUGGGAUGCUGGGGGUGGUGGCCCACAGUGAGACUGUGCAGUGGCUGUACACACUGUGUGCUAGCAUGUCCCGCUUAGUGGUGAAGACGGCCCUGAAGCUGUUGCUGGUGUUUGUGGAAUACUCUGAGAACAAUGCUCCACUGCUUAUCCGUGCGGUCAACUCUGUGGCCAGCUCUACAGGCUCUCUUCCUUGGGCCAAUCUGGUGUCCAUCCUGGAGGAGAAGAAUGGCGCUGACCCUGAGUUGUUGGUGUACACAGUCACCCUCAUCAACAAGACACUGGCAGCACUCCCGGACCAGGACUCCUUCUAUGAUGUGACAGAUGCACUGGAGCAGCAGGGCAUGGAGGCCCUGGUCCAGCGCCACUUGGGCACCUCCGGUACUGAUGUGGACCUGCGCACACAGCUUGUGCUCUAUGAGAGUGCCCUGCGGUUGGAGGAUGGAGACAUCGAGGAAGCUGUUGCAGGUGGGCGGCGGGAACGCAGAAAGCCCUCUUCAGAGGAGGGCAAGAGGAGCCGCCGAUCUCUAGAAGGUGGAGGCUGCCCUUUGCGCUCAACCGAGCCUGGUCCCGCAGGCCCUGCCUCUAGCCGCGCAGGCCCCGCCUCGCAGACCGGCCCCGCCUCCAGCCCCGCAGACCCAGCCUCAAUGGUUAUCUCCACCUAUUCCACUGGCCCUGCCCUGUCGACAGGCCUGACCUCCAGCCUUGCGGGCUCAGCUUCUGGCCUCCUUACCCCGGUGAACCUCUUUCCUGCCAUCUCCGUGGGGUCCUCAGCCGACAGCUCCAGUGAGAGGAGCAUUUAUAAAGCCCGGUUCCUGGAGAAUGUGGCAGCAGCAGAAACAGAGAAGCAGGCUGCAUUGGCCCAGGGCCGAGCAGAGACAUUGGCUGGGGCCAUAUCUGAUGAGGCUGAUGGACACCCAGAUACCCGGGAAUUAUGGGGCUCCCCAGAACCAGGCUCUGCACCCAGAACACCUCGGAGUCCUGCCCCCCAAAGUCUGCUCCGAACCCAGCAAAGCCUUGAGCCAGAGCCCAAGGAGCCACUGGCUCCACCAAGCCCCAAGGCUGAGCCCAUUCAGGAAUUCCCUAUCCGUGUACCUAAGCUCUGCAUUGGAGACCUGGACUUCUCAGAUUUGGGGGAGGAUGAAGACGAGGACAUGCUGAACGUGGAGGCUGUAGAGGCUGGGAAAGGGAUCCCACCCCCACCACCCCCACUGCCUACACUCUCUGGAGGUGCCCCACCUCCUCCACCCCCACCUCCCCCACCCAUCAAAGGCUCACUCCCCCCACCUCCACCUCUGGCCACUCCCCUUCCUCCCUCAGCACCUGAUGGCCUAGCCCUCCCCACCAAGAGGAAGACAGUAAAACUCUUCUGGCGGGAGCUAAAGCUGGCUGGGGGUCAUGGAGGCUCUGGGAGCCGCUUUGGGCCCUGCCCCACCCUGUGGGCCUCACUAGAACCUGUCUCUGUGGACACAGCCCGGCUGGAACACCUGUUUGAGUCCCGUGCCAAGGACGUGCUGCCUUCCAAGAAAGCUGGUGAGGGCCGCCGGACAAUGACCACAGUGCUGGACCCCAAGCGCAGCAACGCUAUCAACAUUGGCCUAACCACCUUGCCACCUGUGCAUGUCAUUAAGGCUGCUCUGCUCAACUUUGAUGAGUUUGCUGUCAGCAAGGAUGGCAUUGAGAAACUACUGACUAUGAUGCCCACGGAGGAGGAGCGGCAGAAGAUCGAGGAGGCCCAGCUGGCCAAUCCUGACAUACCCCUGGGCCCAGCUGAGAAUUUCCUGAUGACCCUUGCCUCCAUUGGGGGCCUGGCUGCGCGUCUACAACUCUGGGCCUUCAAGCUGGACUAUGACAGCAUGGAGCGGGAAAUCGCAGAGCCACUAUUUGAUCUGAAAGUGGGCAUGGAACAGCUGGUACAAAAUGCCACCUUCCGCUGUAUCCUGGCCACCCUAUUGGCUGUGGGCAACUUCCUCAAUGGUUCCCAGAGCAACGGCUUUGAGCUGAGCUACCUGGAGAAGGUGUCAGAGGUGAAGGACACAGUGCGCCGACAGUCACUGCUGCACCAUCUUUGUUCCUUGGUUCUCCAGAUCCGGCCCGACUCCUCUGACCUCUACUCAGAAAUACCCGCUCUGACUCGCUGUGCCAAGGUGGACUUUGAACAGCUGACUGAGAACCUGGGGCAGUUGGAGCGUCGGAGCCGGGCAGCUGAGGAGAGUCUACGGAACUUGGCCAAACAUGAGCUGGCCCCAGCCCUGCGUGCCCGCCUCACCCACUUCUUGGCCCAAUGUGGCCGCCGUGUUGCCAUGCUGCGGGUAGUGCACCGCCGUGUCUGCAACAGGUUCCAUGCUUUCCUGUUGUACCUGGGGUACACAACCCAGGCAGCCCGCGAAGUGCGCAUCAUGCAGUUCUGCCACACGCUGCGUGAGUUCGCACUGGAGUAUCGAACUUGCCGGGAACGGGUGCUACAGCAGCAGCAAAAGCGGGCCACGUACCGUGAGCGCAACAAGACACGGGGCCGCAUGAUUACUGAGGUGGGUACCUUUUCCAGGUUUGGACUGCCACCCCCAUGGUUUCCUUCCCCUGCUCCCAGAUCACCCUUCUCCCCUCUGCAGACAGAAAAGUUCUCAGGUGUGGCUGGGGAAGUCCCCAGCAACCCAUCUGUCCCAGUGGCCGUGGGCAGUGGGCCAGGGCGGGGUGAUGCUGACAGUCAUGCCAGCAUGAAGAGUCUGCUGACCAGCAAGCCGGAAGACACCACACAUGGCCGCCGCAGCAGAGGCAUGGUCCAGAGCACCUCCCCAGUCAUGCCUACAGCAGUAGGGCCCUCCACUGCACCCCCAGAAGAAACCCCAGGCUCCAGUUUACCCAGUGAUACUUCAGAUGAGAUCAUGGACCUGCUGGUACAGUCAGUGACCAAGAGCAGUCCUCGUGCCUUAGCUGCUCGGGAACGCAAGCGGUCCCGUGGCAACCGCAAGUCUUUGAGACGAACGUUGAAGAGCGGGCUCGGAGAGGACCUGGUGCAGGCACUGGGACUGAGCAAGGGUCCUGGCCUGGAGGUGUGAAGACACUGCAUCUAGGACAUGGAUAGGCCCCAGCCUGCAUGGCAAGAGGCUAGAGACUGAGGAGGAAUCAGAGCAGAAUUCUAGGCCUUUUCUCAACCCCAGGGCCACUGUGUGCCCAGUGGACAGUGCGUUGAGCAGUAUUAAAUGUGUGUGCCUUUGUGCAAUUGUGUGUUUGUGUGUGUAUAUGUACUUGUAUGAGCUCCCUGAAAACAUGGAGUAUAAUAAAGUUUUC